This is a messenger RNA of Amoebophrya sp. A25, 1065 nucleotides long. The record is from the annotation of a GenBank genome assembly. Lineage: Eukaryota; Dinophyceae; Syndiniales; Amoebophryaceae.
ACGAGAUGAAAAAUACUGCUAAUAUUAGUACUGGUAGGUAUGCGCGGGCAGUUUUCAAGCAGCCAAGCAGAGUCGCGGAGCCAGAGGUUCCCCUGAAUCAGAGCGCUGCGGUUUUUCUGGGAGGUACUAAUAAGACAGACUCCGCAGCAGUCGCCGCCUCUGGAAGUACAAUCAACAAUACUCGGAUCCAGAUUAGCUCGCAGCCGAACACCACAAACUCGACUACGAAGGCGGACGCCUUUACCUGGUGGCUAGGUCUUCUGAGUGACUUGAACGAGGAUACAGAGGGCGAGACUUUGAACGCGACGGCAGCGAAUGCUUCGAACUUGAUGUCAACGGGCGACGCAAACACGACAGAGACUGGUGACGAAGACGACGACGAGCAACUUAGAACGCUGAACAACAGUAAUGCUACCAUUCCGGGUGACGCACUAGGUGUCGCGCCCGCAGACCUUGUUGACGAAGAUAUGCGCGGACAGUUCAUUCUUCUGAGCUUGACAUUGUUUGCCCGAACCCAUGCACUCUCUGGGUCUACUGCUGCCCUCCUACCGGUGACCGAACGACCUAACAUGACGCUGAUUCCCAUCACAGAAUUCGUCGACGGCGAUGUUCUGCACUUUCGCUGCCCAAAUGAAGAUGACGAACUCUGGGGAACCCUGAAUGCGGAUGCGGACGAUCCGCAGCGAGUAAUCACGACGCGCUGCCAAAGUGCAAAAGAUCCAGACUCUAAUAAACCGCGACCGAUAAGCUUUUUGCGCUUUCCGAUUCGUGAAGUUCUCGUGUACCGGGAUGUUGCUACUGGAGGCAUGAGCGCACCAGUUUCGCUAUUGUACGAGUAUCGCGCUCCCGGGGGGUCGGCUGUGCAUUACGUAGCGGCGCGCAAGAACUACUACCGCGAUCCGGCGUCAGCCACCGCGACUCCUGGUGCAGACGACUUGGGUCUCUUCGUCUUUGACACCGCAAUCAACAGCUCUUGGCAGCCGCGUGUGGGACUGGAUGGCCUAGUGUACAAAGUUCGAUUCCAGCAGCCCACAUCCUAUCCCGCGAGCAAUAAUCUAGAUGGGA